Molecule: messenger RNA, 4188 nt
Organism: Aegilops tauschii subsp. strangulata
Lineage: Eukaryota; Viridiplantae; Streptophyta; Magnoliopsida; Poales; Poaceae
Product: disease resistance protein RPM1
Biological process (GO): defense response to other organism
Molecular function (GO): ADP binding
Source: RefSeq, a predicted model, not a curated record
AAAAAUUGGACUGGACAGACCGUACCGCCGGCGAGGGUUAGGAUAGGAGAAUGCGUCUUCUCCGCCUGCGGCGACAGGCGCACCCCCAGCUGCCGGCCAAGUCUCCCUCGCCCACCGUGGCCGACGCGAAGUAGACUCCUGGCGGCGGCGACAGCGAGGUCUCGAUCAGAUUGUCCUUGGUGUAUCAACCAUGCCACCAUGCCUGCUAGCAUCAACUAUCAGAAUUAAUUAUUGGCAAGGAUCCCAAGCUCUCUAGCAAUAAUAAUUAAUAAAAGUGGUGACUGGUGAGCACAUAUGUUGUGCAUAAAAAAUUUAUAAAUAAGCUGACUGGUGAGUAAAGACACUUCUCGUUGCCGUGCUUCAUUUGCACACUGAAACAUGACGGCCACGCCAAGUUUCCUAAAGUUCCUCAAGGGCUGGUGAGAGCAAUUAUUGGUUAGGUAAGAGAAGCAAUUAUUGCAAGAGCUUCGGGAUCUGAUUUGCAAGAUUAAUAACAGGUACACACAAGUACACAAAUAAGCAUAGAAACUUUAACAGACCUGAGCCUGGGAGUGCUUCUCAUCAGAAGUAUGGGAUCGGCGAACGGCAGCUCUUCUCAACAAAGCAGCAGCUUACCAUAGCAGGUAUGCAUAAGUUAUUUUCGUUAAUUAAUCUGCAUGUAUCAGCCUCCAUAGUUUGCUGACUGGUGAGUAGUACUUCCUCUGUAAACUAAUAUAAGAGCGUUUAGAUCACUAGUUGAGUGAUCUAAACGCUCUUAUAUUAGUUUACAGAGGGAGUACUAAAGAGCAAGGACACUUCUCGUUGCCGUGCUUCAUCUGCACACUGAAACAUGACGGCCACGCCAUGUUUCCCGAAGUUUCUCAAGGGCUGGUGAGAGCAAUUAUUGGUUUGGUACACAGAUACACAUCUUGUGAACAUAGAAACUUUAACAGACCUGAGCCUGGGAGUGCUUCUCAUCAGAAGUAUGGGACCGGCGAACGGCAGCUCUUCUCAACAAAGCAGCGGCUUACCAUAGCAGGCUGGGCCACAGAAAUUAUCUGAAGACACACAGGCUACCUGCUGUGCAACAUAUCUGUCUCAGCUCUGACUCGAGGAGCAAUGGCCGAGGUUGUGAUUCUCUCGGCAGUGGCAAAGAUCGGUGUAGCUCUGGGGAAUGAAGCAAUGAACCAGGCUACUUUACAGUUCAAUAACUUUAUAACACAGCUAACAGAGCUUCAAGGAAGCAUGGGUCGCAUCAGAAGGGAGCUCAGAUUGAUGCAUGAAUAUCUUUGCCGAAUGGACAUACGGAAUCGCAACAAUCAGACAUAUGAAAUCUGGGUGGAGGAGGUGAGAAUGUUUGUUCAUGGGAUUGAGGAUAUUGUGGAUGAGUAUUUGCAUCUUGUUGGUCAGAAACAUGACAGUGGAUGGAGUGCCUGUCUGAAGAAAGGAUUUAAACAACCAAAUGUUUUCUUCUCUUUAAACAGGAUAGCUUCUUUGGUUAAGGAAGCGGAGGUCAAUCUUGUGCACCUGUUCCAGGCUAAAGAUCGAUGGGUGUCAAUGGUAGAUAGUGGGUAUAUGAAUGACUCAAGUUACAUUGUUGAGAGGUCUCAGCAUCUAGCAAGCACUUCACGUUCCCUUGCCGAAGAAGAUCUCGUGGAGGUUGAUGGAAACAGAAAAAAGCUUGAGCAGUGGUUGGCAGGUGAUGAGUUGGAACGCUCUGUGAUAGUGCUGCAUGGUAUGGGAGGGCUUGGUAAAACAACUUUGGCUGCAAAUGUCUACAGGAAGGAAAGUGAAAAUUUUGAUUGCCACUGUUGGGUCUCUGUCUCUCAAACUUAUUCCAGAGAAGAUGUUUUGAAAAAAUUAAUCAAGGAGCUUUUCAAAGAUAAAGCCAUUGUUCCAUCUAAUAUUGAGACCAUGGACAUCAUAAGCCUUGAAGAGGCACUGAAGAAUUUUUUAGAGCAGCGCAAGUAUUUGAUCAUGCUGGAUGAUGUUUGGACUCCUGAAGCAUUCCAUGAUCUUUCUGGGGUGGUUAUUCGUAACAAGAAGGGCAGCAGAGUUGUAAUCACAACCAGGGAAGGCAAUGUUGCUGGACUUGCUUCUCAAGGACAGGUCUUAACACUAAAACCUCUAUCAAAGGAUGGAUCAUGGGAACUCUUCUGUAAGACAGUUUUUCCCAUAGAUACAAAAUGUGAGUGUCCCACAGAACUGACAGAAUUAGCACAUGAAGUGGUUGACAAGUGUAAAGGCAUACCCCUUGCAAUUGUCUCUAUUGGCAAGCUCCUCUUUGUACGUGACAAGACCAAAGAGGAACUGAAGCGAAUACAUGACCAGCUCGACUGGGAGCUAAUUAACAAUCCAAGCUUGGAACAUGUCAGGAAUAUCCUUUAUUUGAGUUACUUGUACCUUCCGACAUACUUGAAAAGUUGUUUUCUAUACUGCAGCUUGUUCCCAGAGGACUAUCUUUUCAAAAGGAAAAAGCUGAUACGGUUGUGGGUAGCAGAGGGCUUCGUCAUGGGAAGGGGUGAAAGCACAAUGGAGGAAGUGGCUGAAGGUUAUCUAGAAGAGUUGGUUCACAGAAAUAUGCUUCAAGUUGAUACAAGAAACCCAUUUGGUAGGAUAAAAUCAUUCCGGAUGCAUGAUAUUGUACGUGAGUUGGCAGUAGAUUUGUGUCGCCGGGAAUGCUUUGGUGUUGUUUAUGAGGAGGAUAAAUACAUGGAAUCUCUUGAUGAGUCGGAUGCACGUCGACUGGUAAUACACAAAAUGAGCAAGGAUAUUUAUCAGUCAGUAUCAGGUGUACACCGUCUCCGCUCUGUUAUCGCAUUGGACAUCAAUAUUCCAUCAUCCACUCUACUGCCUCUAAUAGCAAAGAGGUCCAGAUAUAUUUCGGUGCUGGAGUUAAGUGGCCUACCCAUUGAGAAGGUUCCAGAUGGUAUUGGAGAUCUUUUCAAUCUCCGCUAUUUGGGUCUGCGUGGUUCAAAAGUGAAGCUCCUUCCCAGGUCUAUCGAGAAACUUUCAAGUUUGUUGACACUGGACCUUUCAGGGUCUGGCAUGAAGGAGCUGCCUAGAGGCAUUGGUGAACUAAAAAAGCUUAGGCAGUUAUUCACUGACAAAGCUAGUGAUCGAUUUAGGAGAGAUUUCCGGUGCGGCGGUGGUGUAUGCAUCCCCAAGGGCCUUGAGAACCUGACAAGUCUGCAGACACUAGUAUCCUUGGAAGCGCAGGAUGAGUCGGUUAGACAGUUGGGGGAGCUGAGGCAACUGAGAAGCUUGGAGAUAUGGAAUGUGAAAGGAACCUACUGUGGACAUAUAUGUGCUGCUCUAGCCGAGAUGCGACAUCUUUCCUACCUACAUGUGAAUGCAAGCCAAGACAAUGAGGUUCUCCGGUUGAGUGGUCUACCCCCAAAUCUGCAAAGGCUUAGCUUGACUGGUCGAUUAGCGGAAGGCACAUUGGGAGAGUCCCCUCUCUUCCUAACUUCGGGGCGGAACCUGUAUUCACUGUCUCUAUCUUGGUCUCAGAUGAUAGAGGACCCCUUACCAUCCCUUUCUCGAUUGUCAAAUUUGAUGGACCUGAUGCUCACCAGAGCGUGCAGCGGAAAGCAGAUGACAUUUCUUGCCGGGUGGUUCCCCAAGCUAAAAACCCUGAGAUUGAGAGACCUGCCAAAUUUGGAGGUUCUAGAGAUGAAGGAAGGUGCCGUGGUGAGCCUCGAAAUAUUAACACUAGUCAACCUUGAAGGCAUGGUGGAGGUCCCACCUGGCAUAGAGUUCCUCGCGCAUGUAAAGUAUAUUUCGUUCCGGGAAAUCACCAGCGAGUUUUUGACUUCGCUGCGACAAUGUCCUAGAACUCAAGGGGUGCACUGGCGGCAUACUCUCAGGUGACAUUGACCCUGCUGGCCUCGAAAUGAGUAUGUAAGCCACUCAACUGCAGACUACUGUUCCACUACCAGUUUCCUCGUGUAACUUCACCUUCAUGUUUUUAUUGGUUUGCUUGUCGGAAGAAAGGAUACCCUACAAAUACUCCACUUUCCCUACUUGUAGUCACUACUACUGUUUUUGUGAUUGUGGAUCAUGGUAUUGUCUAUUUAUUCUGGUUUUGUCUGUGAGUUACAGUAUAUAUGUGCUCAUCCUGUUACCAAAGGAAGCUUGAGCAGUUGAGCUUGCUUCCUUUAACACUCUUUAUUUGUUUAUAGCUUACCUUGUUGCUAGUUAUUUUUA